Messenger RNA from Olea europaea var. sylvestris, 1551 nucleotides. Its product is annotated as protein FLX-like 1. Bases 179 to 1144 code for a protein of 321 amino acids. The transcript has 6 exons. The record is from RefSeq and is a predicted model, not a curated record. NCBI's taxonomy places the organism in Eukaryota, Viridiplantae, Streptophyta, Magnoliopsida, Lamiales, Oleaceae.
AUUAAAAUCCAAAUUUCUUGGUGUAAACCUUACGAAUAACAAUAGGGACAAGCGGCUGAGGGUUUUUUACCUUGGAAUUCGAAGGAGAGGGAAGAAGGGAAACGUGUUCAUCAUCCUCUACAAGAAUAACUCAACUUGGAAAUUUUUUCCUGGGAAGAUAAAACCAACUAGAAGAUUAAUGUCAGGACGAAAUUGGGGGAUUCCGGUUCCUAUGAAAGGAGUUCCUCAUGGUGGGCUGCCCCCGCCUACAGUUCAUGAAUCGCCUCUUGUCCGAGGCCUUGGUGGAGGACCUCAUCCUGCAUUGUUGGAAGAAAUGAGGGAAUCCCAUUAUAGUUUGGGUGGACCCAGACCUCACCCUCCUCCUUCUGCCCUUAUCAAGGAGCGAUUGGCGGCUCAACACGAUGAGAUCCAGGGUAUGCUUGUUGACAACCAGAUGUUGGCUGCAACUCACGUGGCACUUAGGCAGGAAUUAGAGGUUGCACAGUAUGAGUUUCAGCGGGCUGAUAAGUUUGCCCAUUCUUUCCAUGCUGGAACGGAUUUAGAGAUGAGGGAACUUUAUGAGAAGUCUGUUAAAAUGGAAAAUGAACUUCAUGCUGCUAAUGCUAUGAGGGCUGAGCUUAUGCAGGUGCACAUGGAUAUUAAGGAGUUAACUGCUGCAAGGCAAGAUCUUACAACUCAGGUUCAAAUGAUGACUCAAGACUUGGCUAGAGUUACUUCAGACUUGCAGCAGGUUCCUGCAAUUAAGGCAGAAGUUGAGGGUUUAAGACAUGAGCUGGAUCGAGCUAGGGCUGCUGUUGAGCGUGAAAAGAAGGGUGUUGCAGAGAGCUUGGAGCAAGGUAAGAUGAUGGAGAGUAAGUUAAUCACAAUGGCUCGAGAGGUGGAAAAACUACGGGCAGAGUUGGCUAAUGCACAAAAAAGGGCUUAUGCUGCUAGUGCAAUUGGGAAUCCAGCUGCAACUUAUAAUGCAAAUUACAGCAAUCCUGAAGCAGGGUAUUCAGGGAAUCCUUAUCCUGUAGCCUAUGGCAUGAACCCCCCAAAUCCAAUGCAUCCUGCACCUUCUGGUGCACAAGGUUAUCCUCAGUAUGGACCUGGACCCGGCACUUGGGGUGCUUAUGAUACGCAAGGAUAUCCAGGACCAAGAUAAAAGUUCAUGCUAGGUCACGGGAAGGAGCCUCGGGGUCGGAUUUCCUAGCUUUGAAGGACUCUACUUGCACGUUUGCAGUAAGGUAGCAAUGGAAUUACAUUUUUCAGCGUUCUGUGCGUUAGAUGAAAAUUUCUGUGGAGAAGCUUAUUACUGCGAACAGCGGAAAAUGUUCAUCCUAAUAAUUGUUUCGUCCGCAGGAGAAAAAGUAUGGCUACAGCGGUUAUGAGCCUUUCAUUUACUUUUGUGUUUAGCUAACACUGAACUAGGAGGGCUAAACUAUUGAAUGGAUUUUGUUGUCAAAUUUGUUGGGGUUGUUUGUACAGUGUAGCAUAUGCAUAUCUUAUUGACCUGUCGAGCCAAUUUUCGUCAUGUUUAAUGUAGCAGAUUAUGGAAUUUCGUUGUGCGAA